AUGAUGUUUAUCGAGAACACUACCCCUGUCUCUUUCUGCGCCAACUGCAAGUGCGGUAACGCCUGCGGCUGUGGUAACAGCUGUGGAUGCACCAAGAACCAAGCAAGCAACAGCGGUUGCGGAUCUAGCAGCUGCACAUGCACCAACUGUGCUUGCAAGGCCGGCGAAUGCAAGUGCUAA
Messenger RNA from Coprinopsis cinerea okayama7#130, 180 nucleotides. RefSeq lists its product as hypothetical. The transcript is spliced from 4 exons. The record is from RefSeq and is a predicted model, not a curated record. NCBI's taxonomy places the organism in Eukaryota, Fungi, Basidiomycota, Agaricomycetes, Agaricales, Psathyrellaceae. The coding region runs from base 1 to 180 and encodes 59 amino acids.